ACAUCAUUUACAGGGCUGGACAGUUAUUUCCCAAAUGGGAGUACAGAAGGAUCGUACCGAGCCAUACCCGGGGACACAGGUCCAUGCACACAACACCGGUCUCCGUUGUUCCGGGUGUGGGCGGAAUCGUUGCGCACAAGUAACAACGGCCGCCUUGACUUGUGUGGGGUAGAGUCUGAAAGUGUCUGCGCGCUCCAAACACAAACCCUCCCCGAGUCUGCUCAGCUGCCACGUUGCUUCAACUUUCUACAUUCCAAACAUGUCUACUAAGGUUGCCGUGGUAACGGGCAGUAACAAGGGGAUUGGUCUAGCCAUCGUCAAGGCGUUGUGCCAGCAGUUUGAGGGUGUGGUCUACGUCACCGCCAGAGACAUUGGACGUGGAAAGGAGACCGUGGAGACCUUGGUGUCGGAAGGACUCAAACCCAUGUUCCACCAGCUGGACAUCAAUGACCUCAGCAGCAUCACGGCGGCAGCAGCGUACUUCAAAGACAAGUACGGAGGUGUAGAUAUUCUGGUCAACAAUGCUGGGAUAGCAUUUAAAGAAGCAGACACAACACCGUUUGCCGUGCAGGCAGAGGUGACGCUCAAGACCAACUUCUUUGCCACCAGAGACAUGCUGACCCACUUCCUCCCACUUGUUAAAACUGGAGGUCGUGUGGUGAACAUCUCCAGCUUUGUCGGCUCCCGUACCUUGAAUCAAUGUAGCCCUGCCCUCCAGGAGCGUUUCCGUAGUGAGGACCUAUCAGAGGAGGAGCUAGUGGGACUGAUGCAGCGAUUCGUUGAGGAGACCAAGAAAGAUGAGCAUAAGAAGGGGGGCUGGCCCAACACUGCGUACGGAGUGUCCAAGACCGGUGUGACUGCACUCUCUUUUAUCCUGGCCCGCAGACUGUCCAGGGAGAGACAUGGAGACAAGAUUUUGCUCAAUGCCUGUUGCCCAGGCUGGGUGCGUACCGAUAUGGCCGGCACCAAAGCCCCCAAGUCACCAGAAGAGGGCGCUGAGACUCCAGUCUACCUUGCUCUGCUCCCCCCUGAUGCCAAUCAGCCCCAUGGGCAGUUUGUGUCCGACAAACAUGUGCAGCCAUGGUGAAAAGGACAAGACACCAGUGUGUUCUUAUAAAAAGUAAACAAUAUUACAUCUCCAACAAUUUGAUUUGAAUAUUAUGGCCUAAGACAAUUAUAGCAACUAAUCUGUUUCCAUAGCCAUCAUCACUUUUGUUUCAAGAAGUAUGGUUUUGUAGAACAUAUGUUUCUUUAGUAUGUCCAACACUAACCUGAACAGAUUUUAAAUCAUGUUUAUGCUUUUAAUAAAAUUUGAAUUUCCUUUU
Gadus morhua (Atlantic cod) is the source of this 1325-nucleotide messenger RNA. It is a transcript of the gene cbr1, whose product is annotated as carbonyl reductase 1. The coding region runs from base 260 to 1087 and encodes 275 amino acids. NCBI's taxonomy places the organism in Eukaryota, Metazoa, Chordata, Actinopteri, Gadiformes, Gadidae. The record is from RefSeq and is a predicted model, not a curated record. Gene Ontology annotation, molecular function: carbonyl reductase (NADPH) activity. The transcript has 7 exons.